This is a messenger RNA of Coccinella septempunctata (seven-spotted ladybird), 425 nucleotides long. RefSeq names its product histone H4-like. Gene Ontology annotation, cellular component: nucleosome. Gene Ontology annotation, biological process: nucleosome assembly. Gene Ontology annotation, molecular function: structural constituent of chromatin; DNA binding; protein heterodimerization activity. Lineage: Eukaryota; Metazoa; Arthropoda; Insecta; Coleoptera; Coccinellidae. The record is from RefSeq and is a predicted model, not a curated record. The transcript is spliced from 2 exons. Bases 1 to 375 code for a protein of 124 amino acids.
AUGCAGUUCAGUCAGCAACAACAGGAAUACCAAGAAAUAUAUUUAGGCGCGGACUCAUUGGUGAACGCAAUAUGCAGGGUUGGUAAAGGUUUGGGCGGCAAAGGUGGAGCCAAGCGUCAUAGGAAAGUACUACGAGACAACAUCCAAGGUAUCACCAAACCCGCUAUCAGGAGAUUGGCUAGGCCUGGAGGUGUCAAGCGUAUUUCUGGUAUCAUUUACGAAGAAACUCGUGGAGUGUUGAAGGUGUUCCUGGAAAAUGUAAUCAGGGACUCUGUCACAUAUACCGAACAUGCAAAGAGAAGAACUGUUACCGCCAUGGACGUUGUAUAUGCCCUCGAACGUCAAGGACGUACAUUGUACGGUUUCGGCGGUUGAAUGAGUCAUUAUUCAGGUUGUAGUAUAAACGGUCCUUCUCAGGACCACAA